Cooperia oncophora is the source of this 357-nucleotide messenger RNA. Lineage: Eukaryota; Metazoa; Nematoda; Chromadorea; Rhabditida; Trichostrongylidae. The record is from the annotation of a GenBank genome assembly.
AUGCCAGCGCACAAAAUUGCCCUCCCGAGGGCAUUGCGGAAGAUGUAUACGAGAGUCCACGAUGCUGUUAAACCUAACCUGGUUUGGAGCAGACAAAUCGCGAUACUGGCCUGUGAAGCAAUAGAGAACCCAGAUGUGGCUGAGGGAUAUCACAUGCUCAAAACCGAAAAGAUGUGGUCGAAUGCCAAAUUCCCGCUGAGAACCAUCAAGAUGAGAAAUACUCUGACAGAAGCUUUAGAAAGGAAAGAUGAAAGAAGUAUGGUAAAAGCACUUCCUGAAAACACGAAGUUCGGGUGCUACAUGAAGGAUUGGGGACUCCUGAUGAAAAUGGUCUGCCUUUACAAGAAGAGCGAUUGA